Molecule: messenger RNA, 1680 nt
Organism: Vicia faba (fava bean)
Lineage: Eukaryota; Viridiplantae; Streptophyta; Magnoliopsida; Fabales; Fabaceae
Source: the annotation of a GenBank genome assembly
AUGACGAUCAACAAACUCCUUACCCUAGUCCGCCGUUCAUCUCGGCGGACUGCCAUCCUCUCCUCCCUCCGAUCCUCCCCCCUCUCCACCUCCGCCGGACAUGUUAAUGCCUAUACGUCGAGGGAGCAGACUACUUAUUAUGCUAAGGUUUCGCAAAAUGAUGUUCCGGUUGCGCUUGAUAUUCUUGCUGAUAUUCUUCAGAAUUCGAAAUUUGAUGAGAAUCGGAUUAGUCGUGAGCGCGAUGUAAUUCUUAGAGAAAUGGAAGAGGAGCAUGAGAAGAAGCCAAUUAUUAGCGAAGUUAUUCCAGAAUAUGAUAUUGCUAUUGUUGGAGGAGGCAUGGUUGGCAUGUCUUUAGCCUGUUUCUUAGCUAGUAUGCCAAUGACAAAGCAGUUGAGUGUGGCAAUUAUUGACAGCAAUCCAGCUCUGGGUAGUGGCUUAAGCAUCCAAAGAGAAGACCCUCCUGAUCCUAGAGUCAGUACAGUGACUCCUGCUUCUAUAUCAUUUCUCCAAGAUGCUGGUGCUUGGAAUUAUGUUGAGCAAAACAGACAUGCUUAUUUUAAAAAAAUGCAGGUCUGGGAUUAUACUGGUUUUGGGUUUGCUAGAUACGAUGCAAGAGAUGUAAAUAAAGACUUUCUAGGGUGUGUAGCAGAGAAUAAAGUGCUUCAUAGUGCCUUAUUGUCAUGCGUAAAGGAUUCUGAUUUCAAGACAACAUUCUACCCGUCAAGAUUAACUUCAAUGACUUUGAGUACAAACUCUAUGUCUACUGUGAAGGCGAGUAUACCAUCUAAAGAACUACCAUCUGGUCAAGGUCAUACUUCAAAGCUGCAACUUAGUGAUGGCAGUAGCUUAUAUGCCAAGUUGGUGGUCGGGGCUGAUGGAGGAAAAUCCCGCGUUAGGGAGUUAGCAGGUUUCAAAACAACUGGAUGGAAUUACUCUCAGAAUGCAAUAAUCUGUACUGUAGAGCAUACUUCUGCUAACCAUUGUGCGUGGCAACGGUUUCUACCUAACGGCCCAAUUGCACUUCUACCGAUGGGUGAUAAUUUUAGCAACAUUGUUUGGACCAUGAGUCCAACAGAGUCCACCGAUCGCAAAUCAAUCACCGAGGAAAUGUUUUUGAAGGAUGUUAAUUCAGCUUUUGAUGAUGGAUAUGGACCUCAUCCCACAUCAAGCUCGUUAGGACCACGAGACCUGUUUUCUUGGCUUAAAAUGGAUCCAACUUUAUCAGCUAAUGAAGUCUUUGAAAUUCCUCCAAAAGCAAUAAGAUUGGCAUCCGAAAGGAUGGUGUUUCCUCUGUCUUUAAGGCAUGCCAAUUCUUAUGCAUCAAAACGCAUUGUUCUAAUAGGAGAUGCAGCCCACACUAUCCAUCCUCUUGCCGGUCAAGGGGUUAAUUUGGGUUUUGGAGAUGCAUUUUCUCUUUCAAGAGUUAUUGCAGAGGGUAUCGCUUUGGGAUCUGAUAUUGGAGAGGUAAGUUUGUUAAAGAAGUACGAAGCAGAUAGGAAACCAGCAAAUGUUGCGAUGAUGGCAUUACUCGACGGCUUCCAAAAAGCUUACUCUGUUGAUUUUGGGCCUUUUAAUUUUCUGCGAGCUGCAGCCUUCAAUGGAGCAAACUAUAUAUCACCACUCAAGAGAAGAAUAAUUUCUUAUGCUUCAGGGGAGAAUAAAUUGCCCAUUUUCUUCUGA